Messenger RNA from Globicephala melas (long-finned pilot whale), 1450 nucleotides. RefSeq names its product heat shock protein family B (small) member 3 (gene HSPB3). Gene Ontology annotation, cellular component: nuclear speck; cytoplasm. The record is from RefSeq and is a predicted model, not a curated record. NCBI's taxonomy places the organism in Eukaryota, Metazoa, Chordata, Mammalia, Artiodactyla, Delphinidae.
GUAAGGGCAAUCCUUGACUCGGCAGCUCGAGCAGGCUGUGUUGCUAAAAGCAACUUCGAAACAUGCCCUAUAAAUAGCCGUUCAUUGUCAGCAGGAGUGAAAAGACAAGAGGGAGUGUGCGGCGCUGUGAUUCAGGCCUAAUUAAAGGGUUGCGUCUGCGCAGGGUUAUAAGCGAAGAGCGGCUCCAACAGAUCCUCUAGUCAGUAGGCAACUGCGAGGGUUCGACACGGACAACGUAGCCGGGGCGGAAGGCGUUCGAUGCUGGCUUUGCCUCCACUAUGGCAAAAAUCAUCUUGAGGCAUCUCAUAGAGACUCCAGUGCGAUACGAGCAGGAGUUUGAAGCUCGAGGUCUGGAAGACUGCAGGCUGGAUCACGCUUUAUAUGAACUGCCCGGGCCAACCACCGUGGACCUGGGGAAAGCCAGGGUGGCCCAGCCUGCCCCCGUGGACACCGUAGAGAUGCCGCCCCAGAGAGACGAAUCCCGCUUCCAGGUCCUGCUGGACGUGGUCCAGUUCCAACCCGAAGAUAUCAUCAUUCAGACCUUCGAAGGCUGGCUGCUGAUUAAGGCUCAACACGGAACCAGAAUGGACGAGCACGGUUUUAUCUCAAGAAGCUUCACCCGACAGUAUAAACUGCCCGACGGCACUGAAACCAAAGAUUUGUCUGCCAUCCUCUGUCACGACGGAAUUCUGGUGGUGGAAGUGAAGGAUUCAGUUGGGACCAAGUGAAAUCUUAUCGGUGCCUGUUCACACAGCACGAGGAAGAUUCUGUUUCAGCCCAUGGUGUCACGAGAAUGUGUGUAUUACCUACGUUUGAAAUGAUUUUUAUGAAGAUUAAAAAUAUAGACAUAGUUCCUGGUAUAUUGAGGUUGUCUUUGUUACUUUUACUCAGAAAGGAAAAUUAUUAAAUAUGUUCCUACAGCUCAAGUUGUUGCUAUUCUUACACCUGAGAAACAUGAACAGUUUGGGAGACCAUAGUGUGAUAGCAGAGACGACUCAGAAUUAUUUCUUCGUUACUCCAACAAUGCCAGAGAAGCUGCAUUUUUAACAAUUGAUGGCAAAAGAGCCACAUUAAUUUAAGAAAUUCUUAUCCAUUUUAUGAAAACUUUAUAUUGCUGAAAAGAGCUGUGAUCCCCUUCGCUUGAUAAGCUUUUCUUUUCAGUAUAUUUUAUUACAGUGGAGUGGAGCUUUGUAAACCUAGAGUCUGAAGGUUAAAAUACAGUAUUUGAAAACUGGGUCUGAAAUAUAUUUAUGAUUCACUACAUUUGUUACUGCCUUAAACUUACGUUGGAAUUUUCAGAUAUAAAUCUGAUUUUUAAAAGUUCCAAAUACGUACCUCUUUUUUUUUUAAGCUAAACUGGAUCUUAUCUGCAGUGUUUUCUAAAGCACAGCGUAUGUUCUAUGGCUACUUAUGAAACAUUAAGAUGUAUUAACUCAUACUCAUAAAUUGA